Ostertagia ostertagi is the source of this 618-nucleotide messenger RNA. Lineage: Eukaryota; Metazoa; Nematoda; Chromadorea; Rhabditida; Trichostrongylidae. The record is from the annotation of a GenBank genome assembly.
AUGCUUGUUGGUAUGUUCAGAAAACACUACGAACAGAAAAUACCACUACCAGAUGAGGCACUACUAUUAACAAAGGAUAAAAUUACAUUAACUUCAAAACUUGGAGAAGGCGCAUUCGGAGAAGUUUGGCAAGGAACACUGCGAAAAUCAGCAACCCAAACAAUACCUGCUGCAAUCAAAGUGACAAAGCUUAAGGAAGAUAACAAGAAGUAUAUGCAGGAGCUAUUCAAAGAGGACAGGCUAUUGCGGCAAAAUGUGGUCGGAUUUUUCGGAAUGGUAAUGGAAAACGAAAACGUGAUGAUUGUGAUGGAAAUGGUGAACGGAGGCGGCCUUGAUCAUUACUUAAAAAAGAAACACCACAAAUGCUCCUACGCAUUUGAUGUCGCGCUUGGUCUUUAUUACCUACACAGUAAACGAUGCAUGCACAGGUAUGUUUCGUUUGCUUCUUCGUGGAGAGAUUUCUCUUCUUCUAUCGACACGAGCGCUUCCCUUUCUAAGCUUUUCAUUACUUUCCUGAUUUCAUUACUCGAGACAUACACCAUCAUAUUGACAAAUGUUUUGGUAACGCAAGGGAAGGUGAUCAGUGUCGCUUUUGCUGAAUACACUGAUCAUCUGGAA